Molecule: messenger RNA, 1114 nt
Organism: Mercurialis annua (annual mercury)
Lineage: Eukaryota; Viridiplantae; Streptophyta; Magnoliopsida; Malpighiales; Euphorbiaceae
Exons: 2
Coding region: 1-1002 (333 amino acids)
Source: RefSeq, a predicted model, not a curated record
AUGUUUUUGUUUUGUAGGAUGUCGACUUCUCUUGAACAUUUGCUUGACAAUUUUCAUGUCGAUAUGACUGUAGAUAUGGGCGAGGUCACCAGUGGCGUUCCUAAUCCGUCUUCGGUCGCCGUACCGGAUCCAACGCCUAAUCCGGUGGAUCUUGGUCUUGCUUCCGGCGAUCAAGUUCCUGCUGCGACUUCUGAGUCGCCUUUGCUUCCUUCGAAGGAAUCAGCUCCUUCUCUGAAGGGGUUGCCUACUGGCGGUCAGAAGCGUCCUGCUGAGGACCAGGCUGGGGCUUCUGCCAAGCGUCCCAAGAAGAAGAAAUCUUCUGGGGUGUCUUUCGAGGAGGCACCUCGGUUUGCUGCUUGGGCGGACGCGCAAAAUCCGCCUCGUCUUUCAAACGUCGCCAUUCUUCAUGCUUGCAUGGAGAAUAUUAUGAUAAAGGAGGACAUUGAGUCCAUUGAUCGCGAGCAUGGCGAUAAUUUGGCUGAGUUCGCCUGUCUCGGCGGUUUUUCGGUGGUCCAGUCCAUCGCUGUUUUGGAGCGCCGCCGAAGGGAUGCGGUGGAUCAAUUGAAGAAGCUCCAGAGAGAUUCCGAAUCCUGGCUCUCCGAGAAACAAAAGAUGGAGGAGGAGGCUGGCGAGGCGACUGGUCUGAUCCAACAGCUGAGGUCCUCCGUAUCUACCAAGACUCGGGAGAUUUCCGCUUUAGAGGCUCGGGUUCGAACUUUGUCCGAGGAAGUCGAGUCUCUACAGUCUUCUUCAGGUGCUCUCACUAAGGAGAGGGAUGAUCUGAAGAAAGAAGAGGGGCGUCUCCGCCGGCGAUUGGGUGACUCUGGGAGCUUUUAUUCCCAAGUCAUGACUCAAUACCGGUUGGCGAUCGGGGCAAAGCUGCGGGAGCAGAAUCCUGGCGUCGAUCUUUCUGGAGUCAAUCAGUUGGAUCCUGCUUCUUUGGCGAAGGAGGUGAAGGCGAAGCUUGAUAAGCAGAAGCAAGACGCUUUGAAUAAGGCUUAGUUUUUAUUUUCUCCUUUUUGUAUUUUUUGCUUUCGCCUUUUUAUUUUUUGUAUUGGAUCGUGGGCGGAUCCUUUGUAAUUUUGCUUCUGUUAAUAUAAUGAUCUUUUGACCA